Messenger RNA from Malassezia japonica, 2016 nucleotides. RefSeq lists its product as uncharacterized. The coding region runs from base 1 to 2016 and encodes 671 amino acids. Gene Ontology annotation, cellular component: cytosol. The record is from RefSeq and is a predicted model, not a curated record. The transcript is spliced from 5 exons. NCBI's taxonomy places the organism in Eukaryota, Fungi, Basidiomycota, Malasseziomycetes, Malasseziales, Malasseziaceae.
AUGGCGGACCUGGGGGCUGUACAAACAGCCUGGGCGGCGUGGGACGAUGCGCCUGUAGCCGCCACAGCACGCGCCGCAGUCGACGCGGCGCAGGUGUACGCGCGUGUGGUCGCCAGCGGCGCACAGGCCGAUGCCGAGGCGCUCUGGACGUGGCUCGGCCAGCGCUGGGCCCAGUGGCAAGCGUACGAUGCACAGCACCGCGCAGAUGCUUCGUACGCCGACAAAGAAAUACGUGAGCUGGCUGCAGAUGGGAUGCGCGCGCUGCUCGGCGUCGCUCGGAACUCGGCGUCGCAGGCGAGCCAUGCUGCGACAAUUUUGCGGCACUGGAGCGAGGUGUGUGGCGUGAUGAGCUACCUGCUGCUCUUUGAGAACAUGGUCGAUCCGACACUUAUUCCUGUGGUGCGCGUCCUGGCGCAACUGCUCGCAAAUGCGGUGACGAGCGACUUGGCUUUGCAGCAGAUCGUGUGGGACUUGCACGUUUUGGGAAAGCAAGCGCAGAGCCCGGAUGCUCUCGUGCGGCUCAUGUCGAGCAGCGACGCACGCACAGUACUCGCUGCAUCCGUGCUCCUGCUGAACUGUGUCGAUACGGCGCUCGAAGAGGAGCUCAACGGCUCCAUGACGACGCCGCCGCAAAAAGUCUCCUUUGCCCUCGACCUCGUGCAGACCCCGCAGGGCAUCAAGAUCAUGGAGACAGUGAUUAUGGUGUACGACGCGGCACUCAUUUCCGACCCUUCCAAGGGGGGAAGCGUGCAGACCAUGGCUCAAGAGACCGUGGAUGUGAUUACCUCGAUCGUGCAGCGUCUCAUGCGCUGCGGGCACUUUGGCAAGCUACUGCUUAACAUGCGCCCGACGAGCGGCGGCGAGCCGCACGUCAGCACGAGCCAGGUGACGCUCUUGCACAUUCUCGCCGCCUGCCUCGAGUCGCGACUCGAGCGGUGCAAGGGCGAGCAACACACGCAUCGCAUCUCUUCUCGCAUGCUCAGCAAAGUGAUGCAAAAAUCAGAGCGGUACAUGAACUCGAUGGUGCCGCUUCUCUCCGUCUUUCGCGACGUGGCUCACUAUACCAUUCAAACGAUGAAGGAGCACGUCGACGGACGGGGCGUCGUCGACUUUCGGGGAUUGAUUCGCGCGCACAUGGCACUUCUGGCGGCACUCCAGUGCCUGCAUCUCAGCGGCAUGUGCGGCCAGGAGGACGUGGCUCGCCGCGAGACGACCGGAAAUACACAGUUCCUCGCGCGACUGCGGUCGCCCGACGACAAGAUCGUCGAGACGUGCGUUACGCUCCUGCACGAAGUCAACCGCUUCUUUCCCGCCCAGUCGCCGUUCCAGACCAGUGGAAAGCGGUCGCAGGAGGAAGAGACGGGUAGCGUCAAGGCCAAGAAGACGGACAAGACGGUGCCUGACAUGGUGGACGGGGAGCACGGCAUGCCGGAUGGCAAGAUGGACGAUAUGCGGGACGAUACACGCGACGGGCAUGCCGACGGGCAUGCCGACGGAGAACCGGCCGCCGACGGGCAUGCCGGAGCACACGCCGUCGACGACGAUGCACACGGAGCCCACGCUGCCGACGGCCCAAGCGACAUGCGCGACGGCACACCCAACAAGGUCGCGAUGCGCUCCGACGCCGGCGCCGGCGCCAGCACUCAGCCAUCCGCCGCCCCGCUCCCGGACGGCCACGUUCCCACGCCCAACCUGAUGUCCCACCCCGUCACUGAUUCCCGCCCGGCACUCCACCGCCUCAAGUGCAGCGUGCUGCAGCUCAUUGGCACGAUCGUGUACGAGCCACCCGGCAUGCCGCGCCUUGCCGAGGUGACCGCGCUCCAAGACCACAUCCGCGAAUACGCCAUAUUUACGCUGCGCUACCUCCUUGCGCAGAACCCCGCAUCGCAGCGGCUCGUUGCCGAGCUGCGCCCGAUCCAGCCGAACGACGGCGCGGCGCGUACCGAUCGUCCGCCGCUGGCGGGCGCCGAGGAUGUGCCGAUGCCGACGGCCAGUGGAGCGGCCGCAUUGCAGUAA